Molecule: messenger RNA, 2312 nt
Organism: Drosophila serrata
Lineage: Eukaryota; Metazoa; Arthropoda; Insecta; Diptera; Drosophilidae
Gene: vas
Product: ATP-dependent RNA helicase vasa
Molecular function (GO): ATP binding; RNA helicase activity; nucleic acid binding
Source: RefSeq, a predicted model, not a curated record
AUCGCCCGGUUCUUUUCUUCUCAUUAUCUUAGCGUUUGCUCGACGUCUUCGAAAAUUCUUGUUAAAGUUUUAGAAGUGAGUUUUUAUUAGGAACAAAAGCUAUUUCAUAAUAAAAACGAGAUUUUUCGAGUGAGAAAGACGUUGCGAAAGGAAGGCACGACGCGCUUGUGAACAUUUUUUCGUGAAUUUUGAAGUCGGUUGCACAUAUCGCGAAGGACGUACUCCUCAAACUUAAAACUGAACGCUAAGAAAACUCAUUAAAGAAAAGAAAAAAAACUUAAAAUGUCAGACUGGGAGGAAGAGACUGGUCGCGGUUUUGGCAAUCAGCAGGCCAAUACUCAGAAGGAAGUCUCCGGAUGGAGUGACGAUGAGGGUACUGCCCAGAGCGGUGGAGGUGGACGCGGAGGUGGAGAUAGGGGCGGCUAUCGCAGGGACAACAACUCUGGUGGGUACCGAGGACGCCAGGACAACGAUAAUGGUGACGAUCGGCGUGGAAGCCGCGGAGGCGGUGGCUUUAAUCGCGAGCGUGGUGAACGUGGGGACCGUGGUGAACGCGGCGAACGUGGUGAGCGUGGUGAACGCGGCGAACGUGGUGAGCGUUUUGAACGCGGUGAACGUGGGGAGCGUGGUGAGCGUUUUGAACGCGGUGAACGUGGCGAUGGAAAUGGUUUUGAGCGACGUCGUCGAGGCGAUAAUGACGAUAUGAACAACAACAAUAAGGACUUUGGCGAGGACGGCGAGAAAAAACGGGAGUUCUACAUACCCCCCGAACCCACCAACGAUGAGGGUGAAAUUUUCAGCAGUGGCAUCACUUCUGGUAUUAAUUUCUCCAAAUAUGACAACAUUCCUGUCAAGGUAAGCGGCGAUAAUGUGCCAAAGCCAAUUGCCAAAUUUGAUGAUGCCGGUCUCCGUGGUAUCGUUUACGAAAACGUCGUCAAGUCUGGUUACAAGGUGCCCACACCUAUCCAAAAGGUGUCUAUACCAGUGAUUGCCGAUGGGCGUGACUUAAUGGCGUGCGCCCAGACAGGCUCUGGAAAAACAGCGGCCUUCCUCUUGCCGAUAUUAAGCAAGCUUUUGGAGGAAGCCCAGGACCUGGAGAUUGGCAAGCCACAGGCUGUCGUUGUUUCACCCACUAGGGAGUUGGCCAUUCAGAUAUUCAACGAGGCGAGGAAAUUUGGCUUCGAGUCGUAUCUGAAGAUUAGUAUCGUGUACGGCGGUACAUCGUUCAAGCACCAGAAUGAGUGCAUCACCAAGGGAUGUCAUGUGCUGAUUGCCACGCCGGGAAGGCUGCUGGAUUUUGUCGAGCGGACUUUUAUAACUUUUGAGGAUACUCGCUUUAUUGUACUUGACGAGGCCGAUCGCAUGCUGGACAUGGGCUUCUCGGAAAGUAUGCGGAAGAUUAUGACGCAUACUACCAUGCGACCAGAGCACCAAACGCUCAUGUUCUCCGCUACAUUCCCGGAGGAAAUUCAGCGUCUGGCUGGGGAGUUUCUGAAGAACUAUGUAUUUGUAACUAUUGGCGUGGUUGGAGGGGCAUGCUCUGAUGUUAAGCAAGAAGUUUUUGAAGUUAACAAAUUUGGUAAACGGACCAAACUUAUGGAAAUCUUGCGGGAGAAUGCCGAUGGUACAAUCGUCUUUGUAGAGACAAAGCGUGGUGCUGACUUUUUGGCCUCCUUUCUGUCUGAAACCGAGUUCCCCACCACCUCUAUCCAUGGUGAUCGGCUCCAGAGUCAACGCGAGCAGGCCUUGCGUGAUUUCAGGACUGGCAAGAUGAAGGUAUUGAUUGCCACUUCAGUGGCGGCCCGUGGUCUAGAUAUCAAGAAUGUGAAGCAUGUGAUUAACUUUGACUUGCCGAACAAUAUUGCCGACUAUGUCCAUCGUAUCGGACGUACAGGUCGUGUGGGCAACAAUGGACGUGCCACUUCGUUCUUUGACAUAGAUCAUGACCAAGCACUUGCUGCUGAUUUGGUUAAUACACUGGCGGGAUCUGAUCAAAAGGUGCCGGAUUUCCUUCGUGCGAUUAGUAAUGGCUGCGGCGGUGGUUACUCGAACUCUGCGUUCGGUGGACUGGAUGUUCGCGGUGGCGGAACUGCCAUCACUUGUGCUACCAGCAACGAAGAAGACCAGGACUGGGACUAAAGGAGGAAGAGAUGGGCGAAUAGACGAAAAUUAAAAAAAAAAAAAACAUUGACAAUUUGAAUCAAAUGGGUGGUAUAUAUAAUUGAUAUGUAUUAAAGCCAUUCCUUUAAGUUUUUAAUUUCCAAUAUGGAGAUUAUAAUUUAAUUACCUAAAUAUAGAACACGAAACCUAAA